Lineus longissimus is the source of this 2572-nucleotide messenger RNA. Its product is annotated as zinc finger CCCH domain-containing protein 15-like. NCBI's taxonomy places the organism in Eukaryota, Metazoa, Nemertea, Pilidiophora, Heteronemertea, Lineidae. Gene Ontology annotation, cellular component: cytosol. Gene Ontology annotation, biological process: cytoplasmic translation. The coding region runs from base 104 to 1357 and encodes 417 amino acids. Gene Ontology annotation, molecular function: mRNA binding; metal ion binding. The record is from RefSeq and is a predicted model, not a curated record. The transcript has 11 exons.
UAUAACGAAUCGCCACUUUGCUACAUACGGUCGAAUAAAGUAUUAUAUUAUCCCUUUAUUUACCAAUUAUUUCUGUUUUUGGAAGUUGAAGACAUAAAUCAAGAUGCCACCGAAGGGUGCCGCGAAGAAAGAUGGUCCGAGCAAGAAGACCGAGAUGAAGAAAAAGGAGAAAAUUAUUGAGGACAAGACAUUUGGCUUGAAAAACAAAAAAGGAGCAAAGCAGCAGAAAUAUAUUACUAUGGUAGACAAGCAAGUUAAAGAUGGUGGUGUGAAGAAAAAGACGACUGAACCUGACAGAAAUGCGCUGAAAGAACAGAAGAAGAAGGAACAGGAGGAGUUGAACAAACUGUUCAGGCCUGUCCAAUCGGUCGGUAAAGGUGCUGACCCCAAGUCCGUCGUGUGUGCUUUCUUCAAACUCGGCCAAUGUAAGAAGGGUGAGAAGUGUAAGUUCUCUCACGACUUGACGCUCGAUAAGAAGGCGGAGAAACGAAGCAUGUAUAUCGAUAUGCGGGAGGAUGAGGAUAAUAUGGACAACUGGGACGAGGCAAAAUUGGAAGAAGUUGUCAAUAAAAAACACGGCGAAACUAAUAAGAAGAUGCCAACCACAACUAUUAUAUGCAAAUUUUUUCUCGAUGCUGUUGAGGGGAAUAAAUACGGAUGGUUUUGGCAGUGUCCCAAUGGAGCAAAAUGUCACUACAAACAUGCACUACCACCAGGUUUUGUGUUGAAGAAGGACCAAAAGAAGGAGGAUAAGGCAGACCAGGUGUCUUUAGAAGAACUCAUAGAAAGAGAGCGAGCAGCACUUGGUGUGAAUCUUACGAAAAUUACACUUGAGACAUUUGUCGAAUGGAAAAAGAGAAAGAGGAAAGAAAAGAUUGAUAUAGCCAGCAAGGAAAAAGAUAAAAAGAAAACCGACUUCAAGCAGGGCAGGAUGCUCGGGAUUAGCGGUCGUGAGAUGUUUGAAUUUAAUCCUGAAACGGGUGGCGAUGAUGAUGAUGCGGACGAUGUUCAGUAUGAACGGGAGGAUCAGGAUGAGGAGGAGUACGCUGAAGUGAAAGAAAUCAAUCUUGAUGACCUGGCUUCAAUGGCAAGUGAGGUGGAUGGUACUGGUACUGCGAGGAAAGAGGAUGAAAAAAUAGUCAAAAAUGGCGGAGACGAAUCGGCAAAAUUAGACGUGGCUGCUGCACUACCACCCGAUCCCGAGGCGAAGACAGCGGAAGCUAUCUCGGCUGCAAUGGCGGCUACGAUAAACGGGGAAGUUAUAGCGGGCGACGUGCCGAUUGACGAAAAUUUAUUCGACGGGGAAGAUUUGGAUUUAUUGGAAGAGGAUUUAGACACUUUAGACUUGGACGAUUAACCCUACAUCAGAGGAAAUAGUAGAAUUUGAUUCGGUUCGGACGUUUUAGUUCAACCUGUGCUCAGGUUACUUUCUCUCUACUGCAGAAUCGGUUAUUUUGGCGGAUUUUAAUUUGCAUUUGGUCCUCCUGUGUUUUUGCAAUUGUCUGUAUUGAACAAGAAGUUUGCAAUUGAAAAUCCUACCGGUGUGUUUGCGGGGUUACGUUUUCUCCUGAUCAAUGUGCUCGGACAAAAAUAAGUGAUUCUGCAGCAAAGAUGUCUUCUUCUUCUUCUGGUGAAGGAGCAAAUGAGUAUCGCUGUACUUUGGAAGUUCGUUGGCCAGUCUUUGCUGGUAAACAACACAUACUAUUAUACUAUUUUUGUUUUCCCCGAAUCCUUUGAAUUUGCCAAGUGUAUGUAGUUAUAUUAUUCUCCUUUUCGUUUGCUUGAUUAACCUACUGUAAAAUAUCGUUUUGUUUCCUGAAAAGCUAAAUUAAGCUGGCUUUUGGUAUGACAAUCAUGCCAUGGUGAUGUUGGAAUGUGAUUUACUGAUGUGCUAUCUGUCGCAAAAUGAGAAACUACUGACAUAAUUGGUGAAUUACGUUGUGGAGCUCUGAAAUUUGAUCACGAAGAACUUGGGAAAAACUCCCCAGUUACUGUCUGCUUGGCUGCAAAGUGAAAAUGGUUGUUCAUGGAUACAGGGUUGUUAAUUUAGAGCAUACGCAAUGCCACAUGCAUUUGGACUUCACUACUUCUAGACGUGUCAUUGUACAUGUAUGAGCAUUUCAGAUAAAACUAAGUCAGUGGGGGGGAUAUGAAUGAUAACUAGUUGAUGCUUCUGCUGAAAACUUCACGUUCUUUUACAUGAGGCAUUUAUGCACUGGACUGAAGUAAAGCAUUUGCUGGUCUUUAUUCAUACAUGUACCACCCAAGUAAAGGCUUAGUGUACAUUUGUAAAGACAUGAUUAUGUUAUGAAAUAUGAAUAUUACAAAAAUGUACAUGUUGAUCAUGUUAUGAUUUGACCAGUCUUGUAUCUGUUCAUGAGCAGAGUGGUGCUUUGCAGGCUGUCCCCUGUUGAAAGUUUUGGCAUGGUACUCCGGGACUGAAAAUGUAAUGGACUAUGAUCUGAAAUGAUCUGAAAUCUUCCCAAUAUUGUACAAAUAUAAAAUGAUGCAUCAUGUACUAACUAUAUCCAUGUAUGGUGGUCUUACAAGUUAUUGCCAUGAAUAAACAUGU